UCCCGAAAACCAUAUAAACACGCCAAACUAAGCAGCCAGGAGAACACAGCGCAAAGCUCUACUUCACAAGCAAGCACAUUAAGCUACGGCCAAGCUCAGAUUAGCAUCUUUGAUCACACACAUAUAUACAUAGUUCUUGCAGUCCAGGAACUGAUAAAAAAACCUUUCUUUGAAGGCCGGUUGUGUUGCUGCGUGAUCAAGAAUUGAUCAGUGGAUCGAGGUGUGUAGGCAUGGAGGUGGAGGCGGUGAGCUGCGAGUGCUGCGGGCUGGAGGAGGAGUGCACCGGCGAAUAUAUUGGCGGCGUGAGGGCCUACUUCGGGGGGAGGUGGCUCUGCGGGCUGUGCUCGGAGGCCGUCAAGUACGAGGCCGGCAAGUGCGCGGGCGCCGCGGCGCCGGACGUGGAGGAGGCCGUGCGCGCGCACAUGGCCAUCUGCCGCAUGCUGAAGAGGGGCGGCCCCGCGGGGCGCGUCGCCGAGGGCAUGUGCCAGAUGCUGCGCACCGCGUCCUGGAAGAAGGCCUCCUCCUCGUCCACGCCGUCGCCGUCGCCAUCUCCGUCGCCGCGGGAGCACCACCGCGCCUCGCCGGUGUCCGUCGGGCUCUGAUCGCAAGGGAGGCGUCGUGUUCUCGGUUCUUUUGAGGUGCACGCUAGCUUCGUCUUCGUCCCGCCUCGCUAGCUAGGCACUGGUGUUAAUUAGCGUUCUUCAUUAGAUCGCCAUGGGUGUUUAAUCGCAACUUCUAUGUAGAGUUGAUUAUGGUCAACGAGGUGUACAUAUAUAUAAGGGUUAAUCAAGCCUUUGAGAUGAUGGUUUUGAUCAAGAA
This is a messenger RNA of Phragmites australis (common reed), 819 nucleotides long. RefSeq lists its product as uncharacterized. The record is from RefSeq and is a predicted model, not a curated record. The transcript has a single exon. The coding region runs from base 231 to 602 and encodes 123 amino acids. NCBI's taxonomy places the organism in Eukaryota, Viridiplantae, Streptophyta, Magnoliopsida, Poales, Poaceae.